Messenger RNA from Punica granatum (pomegranate), 2399 nucleotides. Lineage: Eukaryota; Viridiplantae; Streptophyta; Magnoliopsida; Myrtales; Lythraceae. The record is from RefSeq and is a predicted model, not a curated record.
UCCUGAAGUCUUCUUUCACACACUUCCACGAGAUCCUCGGGAGCUUCGAUUCUCUCUCUCUCUCUCUCUCCAGUCCCCCCGGGCCUUCCCUCUCUUUCCUUUGUUCACUUCAGUCACAAAGAAACCGACCCCACCACAAUCCAUUUCCAUCUUCUACGGUCAUGCGUUCACCUUGACAGUUGACCCUUCUCUCUGCUGGGUGCUGGUCCCAAUGCACUCCUCUUCCGCCGCGUCCACGGCCGGCACCGGGCAGGCCCAGGCCGUCCUCGACCAGAUUAACAGCCUCCUCUCCCUCCUCCUCCUCUCCUCCCUUGACCUCCGCUUGUUCACCGGCCGAUGGCAGCUCCUACGUUCCAAGCUCGCAUCUCUGCACUCCCUCCUCGCUUCUCUCUCUUCUUCCUCCCACUGGGCUGAUAACCCUCUCCUCCUCCACACUCUCCUCCCCAACCUCCUCUCCACCCUUCACCGGCUCAAGUCUCUCCUUGACCAGUGUGCGGAUCCUUCCUUCAAUGGCGGGAAGCUCCGCAUGCAGAGCGACCUUGACAUGGUCUCCACUUCUCUAGCCAACCACCUCCACGACCUGGAUUUGCUCCUCAGAUCCGGCGUCCUCCACCGCCAGUCAGCCGCCAUCGUUCUGUCCCAACCCCGCCCCGACUCAGACAAAGAAGACGUCCAGCUCUUCAUCAGAGACAUUUUCACUCGCCUCCAGAUUGGAGGGAUCGAAUUCAAGAAGAAGGCUCUCGAGUCUCUUCUCCAGCUUCUCUCGGACGAUGAGAAAUCAGUUAGUUUAGUAGCGAGAGAAGGCAACAUUGCGUACCUCAUCCAACUGCUCGAUCUCCAUCACUGUCCUUCAAUUUCUGAACAAGCCGUCGCAGCGGUCUCAUUUCUGGCUUCGGCAAACGACGAGACGAGGAAGCAUGUCCUUGAAGGAGGAGGAUUGGGCCCUCUGCUUAGAGUACUCGAGACCGCUCCGAUUCCGCUCAAGGAGAAAGCGGCGAGUGCGGUGGAAUCGAUCACAGCAGAUAAAGAAAGCACAUGGGCGAUUUCUACAAACGGUGGGAUAUCAGUUCUCAUCGAAGCGUGCAGGUCGGGCUCACCAGCAGCGCAAUCUCAUUCCGCUGGGGCGAUUAGGAAUGUGGCUUGUGUGGAGGACAUGAGAGCCUGUUUGGCCGAGGAAGGAGCUGUUCCUGUGCUCGUUCAGUUACUGAGCUCGAGCGCCACCGCCGUGCAGGAAAAGGCGGCAAGUGCUCUAUCGAUUUUGGCCGAAUCUGGUGGAUAUUUCAGGGCUCUGAUACUGCAAGAGAGGGGAUUGCAUAAAUUAAUGCGUUUAAUGAACGAUUUGUCGAGUUCCGAUGCUAUAUACAGCGCCCUCCGUGCGAUUAGCUCGCUUUCCACUGUCGAUUCGGCGGUUAAGUUUCUAUCAUCUUCGACGGCGUUCAUAGUCCAAAUCGGUGAGCUGAUCAAGCACGGGAACUCUAAUCUGCAGCACCUCUCAGCUUCGCUGCUUGCUAAAUUGUUCGUUAGCGACGGGAACAAAAGAGCCAUUUCUAGCUGUAUGUACUCGUUGGUGAAGUUGAUGGAGUGUCCGAAGCCGGUGGGGCUGCAGGACUCCGCGGCGCAGGCACUGGAGGCGCUGCUGUCCGUGCGGUCAAACAAGAAGGAGCUGGUGAGGGAUGAGAAGAGCUUGAUGAGGCUAGUCCAGAUGUUGGACCCGAAGAACGAUUCGGCGCCAAAGAAGCUCCCGGUGGCCGUAGUGGCAGUCGUCCUUGCCUCUGGGAGCCAGGGCUGCAGGCAGAGGCUCCUGGCCGCAGGUGCCAACCUGCACCUGCAGGAUCUGGCGGAGAUGGAGGUAGCCGGCGCGAGGAGGGCGGCGCAGAAGCUUGCCGGGAGUAGAAUAAGGACCAUUUUCAGCAGGAACCGGAAGGAAUAGCAGCCAGGGGAACCAACGGCGGCGGCCACCGUACCCCACUGAGGAUUUUCUGAUGAAGGAUUAUAUCAAAGGAAACUUCGUACAUCGUCUCCUUCGAAUCUUUUCAUCUUCUUCGAUGUCUUUUCUUCACUAUUAUUAUUUGAAUGAUGACGGCGACGACGACGACGACAGCACCAUCCUUCACGACAAAAAGGUUGGUUGGAUGCGUUUUUUAGGGAGUAUGUAUCCUUGUCUGUGAGCCUUUCUCUUUUCUUUUCCUGCAUUCAUUUUGUAAUUGUUCCUGGAAUCGCUAUCCAGAAAUUCUUUCCUGAAACAGAUGUUCAACGACAUGUCUCCUCCCGAUCCAUCACAAAAGCUUGUUAGUACAAACUAAUUGAUGUGAAUCCAGCAGUGGUAGUUGGUUUGGUAUGAAGAUAUCUUUGUAUAUCUAUCCUGAGAUUAAAUAAUUCAUCGUUGUUUGUCUCCUUAA